GGCCGCCAUGGCCGCCAAGGACAACCCGUGCAGGAAGUUCCAGGCCAACAUCUUCAACAAGAGCAAGUGCCAGAACUGCUUCAAGCCGCGCGAGUCCCACCUGCUCAACGACGAGGACCUCAACCAGGCCAAACCCAUUUACGGCGGCUGGCUGCUGCUGGCCCCCGAAGGAACGGACUUUGACAACCCCGUGCACCGCUCCCGGAAAUGGCAGCGCCGCUUCUUCAUCCUGUACGAGCACGGGCUGCUGCGCUACGCCCUGGACGAGAUGCCGACAACGCUCCCGCAGGGCACCAUCAACAUGAACCAGUGCACGGAUGUGGUGGAUGGAGAGAGUCGCACGGGGCAGAAAUUCUCCUUGUGCAUCCUGACCCCGGAGAAGGAGCACUUCAUCCGUGCAGAGAACAAGGAGAUCAUCAGCGGGUGGCUGGAGAUGUUGAUAGUCUAUCCGAGGACCAACAAGCAGAAUCAGAAGAAGAAGAGGAAGGUCGAGCCCCCAACUCCUCAGGAGCCUGGUCCCGCUAAGAUGGCCGUGACCAGCAGCAACAUCCCCAGCGCGGAGAAGGUCCCUGCCACCAAGUCCACACUUUGGCAGGAGGAAAUGAGGAGCAAAGACCAAGCAGACGGCAGCAGCGGCCUCGGCCCGACUCAGAGCCCGGUGCAGAGCCAGGCAGUGGCUGCCGGCUCCCUGAAGGAGCCCACACUGGAUGGCAAAGAAGAUGAGUGCUCCAUGAACGGAGACCGGAUAGACUGUGGGCGGAAGACCCGUGUGGAGAGCGGUUACUUUUCCUUGGAGAAGACCAAGCAAGACUCGAAGCUGGAAGAACAGCAGUUGCCGCCCCCACCGAGCCCUCCCAGCCCCAGCACCCCAAACAACAGGCGAUCCCAAGUCAUUGAAAAGUUCGAGGCAUUAGAUAUUGAGAACGCAGAGCACAUGGAAACCAACGUGUCGGCAGCGAGCGCUGCCCUCUCGAGCGAUACGCGGCAAGGCAGGAGCGAGAAGAGGGUUUUCCCAAGGAAACGGGACUUCACUUCCGAAGCCGCAGCCGUGGGCUCCAUCCUGGAUGCAUCUGCUUCUCCGCUGUCUCCGCACCGUCGAGCAAAAUCACUGGAUAGAAGGUCCACGGAGUCCUCUAUGACGAAGGGCUGGUUGACAAAGCAGUACGAGGAUGGGCAGUGGAAGAAGCACUGGUUUGUGCUGACGGAUCAGAGCCUGAGAUACUACAGGGAUUCGGUAGCAGAGGAGGCAGCUGACCUGGAUGGGGAAAUCGAUUUAUCUACAUGCUACGAUGUUACCGAGUACCCGGUUCAGCGAAACUACGGCUUCCAGAUCCACACUAAAGAAGGGGAAUUCACCCUCUCUGCCAUGACGUCCGGAAUUCGACGGAACUGGAUUCAGACCAUCAUGAAGCACGUUCGUCCCACCACCGCUCCCGAUGUCACAAGCUCCUUGCCGGAGGAGAAAAGCAAAACGAGCUCUUCCUUCGAGACCAGCCCGAAGCCGAGCGAGAAGCCGGACGCAGAGCAAGUCGAGAUGGAUCCGGAGCAGAAGCGGAGCCGGGCCCGGGAGCGCCGGCGAGAAGGACGGUCCAAGACCUUUGACUGGGCUGAAUUUCGCCCCAUCCAGCAAGCCCUGGCGCAGGAGCGGGCAAACACUUCCGACUCCUCCAAGAGCAGCACCGCCGCCUUCCCCAAGGACAGCGGCGCUCCGGACACGGACCCGGGAGAGCUGGAGAGGGAGCGCGCCCGCCGGAGGGAGGAGAGGCGCAAGCGCUUCGAGAUGAUCGAUGCCGUCGACGGGGCAGGGCCGGAGGAGGCGCUGAGGAUGGAGGUGGACAGGAUCCCGGGGCUGCCCAUCCCGGCGGACAUGAAGCCGCAGAACGUCCACGUGGAGAUCGAGCAGCGCUGGCACCAGGUGGAGACGACCCCGCUGCGGGAGGAGAAGCAGAUCCCCAUCGCCCCCCUGCACCUGGCCGCCUCGGACGACCGGGACGAGGGCCUGGCCAAGCAGCACUUGACCACGCUGCUGGAGAAGGAGUUGGAGCAGAAGCAGAAGGAGGCCUUGGAGCUCCUGGAGCAGAACCGGCACCUGCAGGACGAGCUGAAAGUGGCUCUGGGCCGGGAACAGAGCGCCCGGGAGGGCUACGUGUUGCAGGCAACAUGUGAACGGGGCUUCGCAGCCAUGGAGGAGACGCACCAGAAGAAGAUCGAGGACCUGCAGCGGCAGGGCCAGCGGGAGCUGGAGAAGCUGCGGGAGGAGAAGGAUCGCCUGCUGGCGGAAGAAACCGCGGCCACCAUUUCGGCCAUCGAGGCCAUGAAGAACGCGCACCGGGAGGAGCUGGAGCGGGAGCUGGAGAAGUCGCAGCGCUCGCAGAUCAGCAGCGUCAACGCCGACAUCGAGGCCCUGCGGAGGCAGUACCUGUAAGACUCCCCUCGCGGGGAGUCGGUGCAGCGGGAGCUGGAGGUCCUUUCGGAGCAGUAUUCCCAGAAGUGUCUGGAGAACGCCCACCUGGCGCAGGCGCUGGAGGCGGAGCGGCAGGCCCUGCGGCAGUGCCAGCGGGAGAACCAGGAGCUCAACGCCCACAACCAGGAGCUGAAUAACCGCCUGGCUGCGGAGAUCACGCGACUGCGGACGUUGCUGACCGGGGAGGGUGGGGGAGAGGCUGCUGGGUCGCCUCUCACGCAGGGCAAGGACGCCUACGAGCUGGAGGUCCUGCUGCGGGUCAAGGAGUCAGAAAUCCAGUACCUGAAGCAGGAGAUCAGCUCUCUCAAAGAUGAGUUGCAGACAGCACUGAGGGAUAAGAAAUACGCCAGUGACAAGUACAAAGACAUCUACACAGAGCUGAGCAUUGUGAAGGCCAAGGCAGACUGCGAUAUCAGCAGGUUGAAAGAGCAGCUGAAAGCAGCCACAGAAGCUCAGGGAGAGAAAUCCCCUGUGAACACCACUGUAUCGGGAUAUGAUAUUAUGAAAUCAAAAAGCAACCCUGAUUUCUUGAAGAAAGACAGAUCCAGUGUUAGCCGACAGCUAAGGAAUAUCAGGUCAAAGAGUCUGAAGGAAGGCCUGACCGUGCAAGAACGCCUGAAGCUUUUUGAAUCCAGGGACUUGAAGAAAGACUAGUUCUCCCCGCUCCGCUUCGCCACGCGCACCGCCCAGCUUGCGGCAGCCCGAGCACCAGCACCGUCUGUCUCUCGCUCCUCGCGACUGUCCUUGCUGUCGUCCGCCUUGGCGCU
This is a messenger RNA of Tinamus guttatus (white-throated tinamou), 3231 nucleotides long. NCBI's taxonomy places the organism in Eukaryota, Metazoa, Chordata, Aves, Tinamiformes, Tinamidae. The record is from RefSeq and is a predicted model, not a curated record.